AUGGCUCUUCCUCUGAAGGCCGAAGCGGAAGCUGUUUGGUUGGGGCAGCGCCUUUCUGGAGACCAAGAUCGACAGAAGGCGGCCACGUUCUCUUGUCGCCGACCUGGACCAAAGCUUUGGGUGUGCAUCCUUGUGAUACGUGGAUGGGCUACUACAUACGAAGGCACCGAGGCCGGCUCAAAGAAAGCUGCAAAGGAGUCAGCGGCGGCAAAGUUCUACGAAGACCCCGCCGCGCGAAGCCGCAUCAAGCAACUGCGCUCCGAAGAAACGCGCAGUCAGAUGAAGAAGCGCCAUUUCAUCCAAGGCAAAGGCAGAAUGCCCAAGCAACACUUGGUGCAGUGA
This is a messenger RNA of Symbiodinium natans, 342 nucleotides long. NCBI's taxonomy places the organism in Eukaryota, Dinophyceae, Suessiales, Symbiodiniaceae. The record is from the annotation of a GenBank genome assembly.